AUGGCGGACGGGUGGGAAGCAGAAAAAGUGUUUAACUCGACUGUGUACGGCUUCACUUAUGACGACCUCAUACUAAUGCCGGGGCACAUAGGGUUCGGUGUGGACUCCGUCGACCUGUCUACAAGGCUAACGAGGGGCAUCACCCUGCGUCUUCCACUAGUUUCCUCCCCUAUGGAUACGGUCACCGAGCACAAAAUGGCUAUUGGCGUGGCUCUUAUGGGGGGAAUUGGUAUUAUUCACAAUAAUAUGGAGAUAGCGCAGCAGGUACAGCAAGUGCGGAAGACCAAACGCUUCGAGAAUGGAUUCAUAACGGAACCUUUUGUUUUGAAGCCUACUGACACGGUUCAUGAUGUUGAUUGCAUCAAAAAGAAAUACGGGUACAGUUCGGUGCCAAUCACAUCAACGGGGGCACUUGGCGGAAAACUGGUGGGAAUUGUCACAUCACGAGACAUCGACUUCAUCACGGACAGGCAUACUCCGCUGAGCGAGGUCAUGACGACGGACCUUAUUGUAGGCCACGAGCCACUUGACCUCACUCAAGCCAACGAGAUCAUGAGAAAGUCGAAAAAGGGGAAACUGCCCAUUGUGAAUGCGAACUUCGAGCUUGUCGCAUUAGUUUCUCGCAAUGAUUUGAAAAAAAAUAGGGAGUACCCGCUAGCAUCCAAGGAUCCUAACAAGCAGCUGUUGGUGGGCGCAGCUCUCUCCACAAGGCCGGGAGAACUUGAAAGAGCGAAAGCGUUGUUGCAAGUCGGAGCUGAUGUUCUGGUUAUAGACAGCAGCCAAGGUGAUUCUGUGUUUCAAGUGGAUCUCGUAAAACAGCUAAAGUCGGCCUACCCAAACACGCAGAUCAUUGGAGGAAACGUGGUCACGGCGCGACAAGCUAAGUCUCUCAUAGACGCCGGAGUCGACGCGCUGCGGGUUGGCAUGGGGAGCGGAUCAAUUUGCACUACUCAGGUGGUCUGCGCUGUGGGUCGGGCCCAGGCCACAGCUGUAUACCACGUCAGCAAGUACGCCAGAGAAAUGGCAAACAUCCCUUGCAUUGCUGACGGCGGAAUACAGAAUUCCGGCCAAGUCGUCAAAGCGCUAGCCUUAGGGGCCAGCACAGUGAUGGUUGGAUCUCUCUUAGCAGCUACGGAGGAAGCCCCAGGGGCUUACUACUUCCACAACGGCGCUCGCGUGAAGAGCUACCGUGGUAUGGGUAGCAUAGAAGCUAUGCGAGCGGCGUCGGGGGCCGGACAGCAGCCCCCGGCUGAUGGUAGCACCAGCCCCACGUCCUCCGCUUCCGGUGGUUCAGCGGCACGAUAUUUUGCAGAAGGUCAAAAAAUUCGCGUGGCACAGGGUGUCACAGGCUGUCUUGUUGAUAAAGGCUCUAUUCGCAAUCUUAUACCUUAUCUAAUGCAAGGGGUGAAGCACGGAUUCCAGGAUGCAGGAGUGCCUAGCAUUCAAGCACUUCACGAGCAGCUGUACUCGGGCCAAGUCCGCUUCGACGUCCGGUCUGCCGCGGCACAGAGAGAAGGCAAUGUUCACAGCCUAAUGGUUUUCGAUGGAGCAAGCAAAAACUAA
This is a messenger RNA of Eimeria mitis, 1563 nucleotides long. Its product is annotated as inosine-5'-monophosphate dehydrogenase, putative. The record is from RefSeq and is a predicted model, not a curated record. The transcript has 9 exons. Bases 1 to 1563 code for a protein of 520 amino acids. Gene Ontology annotation, biological process: GTP biosynthetic process. Gene Ontology annotation, molecular function: IMP dehydrogenase activity. NCBI's taxonomy places the organism in Eukaryota, Apicomplexa, Conoidasida, Eucoccidiorida, Eimeriidae. Gene Ontology annotation, cellular component: cytoplasm.